Messenger RNA from Paramuricea clavata, 612 nucleotides. Lineage: Eukaryota; Metazoa; Cnidaria; Anthozoa; Malacalcyonacea; Plexauridae. The record is from the annotation of a GenBank genome assembly.
AUGUCCAAUGUAAUAAUUAGUCAUUUAAUAAAUUUUAUACUUAAAUGCGCACGCCAUAACACUGAGGACAAGCUUCCUGACGGUGAGGAUCAGGUUCCUCACGGUGAGGACAAGGUUCCUCGCGCAGAGGACAAGAUUCCUCACGCAGAGGCCAAAGUUCCUCUCGCUGAGGACAAAGUGACUCACACUGAGGACAAGGUACGUCACACUGAGGACUAGAUUCCUCCCGCUGAGGACAAUGUACCUCACACUGAGGACAAGAUACCUCACACUGAGGACAAGGUUACUCACGCUGAGGACAAGGUUCCUCACGGUGAGGUCAAGGUACCUCACACUUAGGACAAGGUACCUCACACUGAGGACAAGAUUUCUCAAGCUGAGGUCAAAGUUCCUCACACUGAGGACAAGGUACCUCAGACUGUGGACAAGGUUCCUCACUCUGAGGACAAGGUUCGUCACGCUGAGGACAGGGUUCCUCACGCUGUGGACAAGGUGCCUCACACUGAGGAGAAGGUACGUCACACUGAGGACUAGAUUCCUCCCGCUGAGGACAAGAUACCUCACACUGAGGACAACGUACCUCACACUGAGGACAAGGUUCCUCACGCUUAG